CGUCUUCAGCAUUGUGAAACCAGUAAAUUACCUUGAAUGAAGAUUCACAUAGAAAGUGCCAACGUACUUUUACACACAGUUUUUCACCUGCCUUGCUUUAUUUAUUCAUACAUAUAUAAACUAUUGCAUUUCGCAAAGGAUUAACUGAUAUUUUAAUUAGCCUGUGAUUCGUUAAAAACUCAACUAGCUUUCUUGAAAUUUCGUAUUUAAUCUGCAAUGUGUGAUCCAAAUACAUCUACACUGUCUACACUUCUACAAUUUUUGCAUAUUAUUUUAGACGGAGUUUUGGAAUUUAUACUUGGAUGGAUUUUGGGAGUUAAACGACAUGUGCCAGCACCACCAAAUAAAGAAAUAGAAGAACUACUUUCAACUAGCGCAGUGAAGCUUGCUGGUCGUAUUCGAGAAGGAAAAUUGAAAUCUUACGAAUUGGUAAAGGCCUAUUAUGACCGUUUACUUGUUGUAAAUCGUGAUUUAAAUGCUGUUGUUGACGGUCCCUUCAUAGAAGCUCUUGAUGAAGCCAAAUUGAUCGAUGAACGUUUUAAAAAUGGAGACAUUUCCGAAGAGGAGCUAAAAAGAAAACCAUUUCUUGGAGUACCAUUUACUACAAAAGACAGCACUGAGGUAGAUGGCAAGCUACAUACACUGGGGUUGAUAUCACGGCGAAAUAAACGUGGUUCAAAGGAUGCUGAGUGUGUGCGAUUAAUGAAGGAAGCUGGGGCUAUCUUUUUAGCGACAUCAAAUGUACCCGAAGUUAAUAAAUGGAUUGAGACACGUAAUAUGUUGAUCGGUCAAACUAAGAAUCCAUAUGAUUAUAGGCGCUCUGUUGGAGGCUCUUCGGGUGGAGAAGCAGCGUUAAUUAGUGCUUGUUGUACCGCAUUUGGCUUGGGCACAGAUAUUGGCGGAAGUAUUCGUAUACCAGCAUUCAAUUGUGGAAUAUUCGGUCAUAAACCCACCAAAGGUGUAAUCAAUACACGGGGAUGUACAUUCCGUAGUGGUAAUGAAGUAAAUACAAUGGUUGCCGCUGGACCAAUGGCUCGGUAUGCUGACGACUUAAUUCAAUUAAUGAAAGUACUGACUGGGCCAAAAAUGUGUAAGGAACUACAAUUAGAAUCAUCGGUAAAUUUAAAGACCAUACAAUAUUUUUAUAUUCCAAGUAAUAGCAUGAUACAAUGCAACCCUAUUGGAAAAGACGAACAAAAGCUCAUGAUAAAUGUUUGUGAACAUUUUAAAAAUGUAUCAGGCUCGGAUGUAAAAUUAUCUACAUUACCGCAUCUUGAUAUGACAGGAAAAAUGUGGAGAUACUGGAUGACACAAGAGCCAGCAAACUUCAACAAAUUACUGGGUAAUGGAGAGACACUAAAUCCGUUUUUCGAAUUAUUCAAAAAACUAUUUGGACGAAGUGAAUUCACAUUGGCUGCAAUUUAUUCCUUAAUUGAUGCUUUGCUACCCCCCGAAAAAGAACAUAAAAUUCGAGAGGCAACAAAAAAGUGCAAAGAAGCACUCAAUGAACUACUUAGGGAUAAUGGUGUAUUAUUUUUCCAUAGUUCACCACGAACAGCUCCAUUCCAUUAUUAUCCUUUAAUUAAAUUCAUGGAUUUUAGUUAUUUUAGUAUAUUCAACGUUUUAAAUGUACCGGUAACUCAAGUACCCAUGGGUUUGGAUUCGAAAGGAAUGCCUAUGGGCAUCCAAAUUGUAGCUUCAGAAAUGAAUGACAGAUUAUGUCUAUAUGUCGCCAAGGAAUUGGAGAGAAAAUUUGGAGGUUGGGUAAAGCCAUACAAAUAUUAAUAAUACAAUAUCAUUAAAAUAAAAUUAAUCGAAGGUGCUUUUUUAUAGCUUAAAAUAUUGUUUGGAUAGUGGGUUUUAAUUUUUAUCGAUCAAAUAAAUGUAUAAAAUUGUAUUAUAUGUA
Messenger RNA from Zeugodacus cucurbitae (melon fly), 1906 nucleotides. Its product is annotated as fatty-acid amide hydrolase 2. The transcript has a single exon. The coding region runs from base 217 to 1785 and encodes 522 amino acids. NCBI's taxonomy places the organism in Eukaryota, Metazoa, Arthropoda, Insecta, Diptera, Tephritidae. The record is from RefSeq and is a predicted model, not a curated record.